AUGGCUGCAGUGAUACCAGCUCAGGGGUCGGUGACCUUCGAGGAGGUGGCUGUGUAUUUCACCCACGGGCAAGGGGCUCUGCUGGACCCCGCUCAGAGAGCCCUCUACAGGGACGUCAUGCAGGAGAACUACGAGACGGUGACCUCGCUGGGAUACCCCGUUCCCAAACCUGAGCUGAUCACCCAGCUGGAACGAGGGGAAGAGCUGUGGGUCCCGGAUCUCCAGGCCUCCAAGGAAGAGGAGAUCCCGAGAGGCGCCCGCACAGCAGGUGAAACUACAGUGCGUGAGAUCAAGGAAGAGACUCCACAGCAGGAAAGUCCUGAGCAACAGGAACUGCAUAGGAUGUUAUCAGGAAGAUCCAAAGAGAAUUUUUCCCAGAGCGCUGAACAGGGAAAAGUCUGGGGCAAUCAGCACAAGUCAGAGAGGCACAAAGGGAAAGAAGUGGGUAAAGCCAUUAAUUGUAGGAGAGGAUGCAGUAAUCCCAAGGAAACCACAGCCCAACAGAAAAUCCAGACAGAAGAGAGAAAGUACACGUGCACUGAAUGUUGGAAAAGCUUCAGUCGUAGUUCAAACCUCAUUGCCCAUCAGAGAAUCCACACGGGAGAGAGACCCUUUAAAUGUACCGAGUGUGGGAAAAGCUUCAUUCAGAGAGUAAACCUCAUUUCUCAUCAGAGAAUCCACACGGGAGAGAGACCCUAUAAAUGUACCGAGUGUGGGAAAAGCUUCAGUAAGAGAUCGCACCUGAAUACACACACAAUAAUCCACACGGGAGAGAGACCCUAUAAAUGUACCGAGUGUGGGAAAAGUUUCGGUCAGAGAUCACAGCUUAAUACGCACAAAAUAAUCCAUGCAGGAGACACAUCCAUGAUAACCCACGCCAGAGAAAAACAUUAUACGUGCUUGGACUGUGGGGAAAACUUAAAGUGGAGCUCAGAACUUGUUACACAUCAGAGACUCCACACAGGAGAGAUCCCUUAUAAAUGCUUCGACUGUGGGAAAUGUUUCAUGCGGAGUUCAACCCUUAUCUUACACCAGAGAAUCCACACGAGAGAGACACCCUAUCAGUGCCCCAACUGUGGGGAAAGAUUCAGAUGGAGUACGCAGCUUGUGAAACAUCAGAUGCUCCACACGGGAGAAAGACCCUAUAAAUGCCCCGACUGUGGGAAAAGCUAUAGUGACAGCUCAUCCCUUAUUUCACAUCAGCGAACCCACACAGGAGAGAAGCCCUAUACCUGUGUGGACUGUGGGAAAAGUUUCAAUCAAAACUCAACCCUGAACAGACACAAGCGGCUCCACACGGGAGAAAAACCCUAUAAAUGCACUGAGUGUGGGAAAAGUUUCAGUCAGCGCUCAAACCUCAGUGUGCAUCAGCGGCUCCACACAGGAGAGAAACCCUAUAAAUGCCCCGAUUGCGGGAAAAGCUUCAAUCGGAGAUCAAACCUUAGCGUGCACAAGAAGCUCCACGCAGGAGAGAAACCUUGACUGGGGGAGAUGCUACAACCGGGGCUCUUAUUUAUAUUAGGCCUCAGCAAAUCCAUACAGGGAAGUUACCUCUUAAACAUCCUGAGCGUGGAAAAUACUUCACGCAGAGUUAACGGGCUUGUCUACCCUACAGAGCCUUGGCCGGGAUAGCUUGGCUGGCAGAGUCACCUAGUGGAUAAGCAGCGCAAGCCAACAGAGAUCUUCUGCCAAACUAGUUAAAACGCCUCCCGGAAGGAGAUUAGCUAAACCCACAGAAGCACUAGCUGCGUCUACACUCAGAGUUUUGCCAGCAUGACUGGGGAUGGGUGAUUUUUUCCCCCCCCACACUCUUAGCUAGGCCGGGAAAACUUCGUAGCCUAGACAAAGCAGUUAUUGGACAACAGGAGAGAGAUUCUACCAGUGCCCUGACUAGGGCUGGCUACCGUGUAAAAAAAUAAAAAAUCUGUUUCCUCGUUCCCACACACAUCCGGGGCAUUUGGCUCCCAGGGAUCCAGCUGCCCAUCGCUGGGGUGAGAACCCAGCAGUAGCUGGUCAGUGACCCUCUGGCUCUGCCUGGUCUAAGCAAACCGCAGGCAGAGGAGGAGAAGCCCC
Molecule: messenger RNA, 2073 nt
Organism: Terrapene triunguis (Three-toed box turtle)
Lineage: Eukaryota; Metazoa; Chordata; Testudines; Emydidae
Product: zinc finger protein 501-like
Exons: 4
Coding region: 1-1482 (493 amino acids)
Biological process (GO): regulation of transcription by RNA polymerase II
Molecular function (GO): DNA-binding transcription factor activity; RNA polymerase II cis-regulatory region sequence-specific DNA binding
Source: RefSeq, a predicted model, not a curated record